Messenger RNA from Mytilinidion resinicola, 712 nucleotides. RefSeq lists its product as uncharacterized. The transcript has 3 exons. The record is from RefSeq and is a predicted model, not a curated record. The coding region runs from base 17 to 424 and encodes 135 amino acids. NCBI's taxonomy places the organism in Eukaryota, Fungi, Ascomycota, Dothideomycetes, Mytilinidiales, Mytilinidiaceae.
CAUACCUCCAGGACGCAUGCCGACAGCUCCGCUGCCAGCACCGCCUAUUUCUGUAGUCCCUCCUACACCGGCUGAUCUUUCUUAUAUUGAUCCAGCCUUUCUUAGGCCUACAGCUGCAUCUACGGCAGCAUCUACGGCAGCGCAUACAGCAGCGCAUACAGCAGCGCAUACAGCAGCGCAUACAGCAGCGCAUACAGCAACACCUGCAGCUAAGAAGCGCGGCCGGCCGCCUGGUGCAAAGGAUAAGGUACCACGGAAAAAGGCAGGAGCUCGGAGGCAAGACACACGUCUAGAAGGGUCUCAGCGUCCAGCAGGUGUCGAGGGGGGCACUGCUGAGUUAUCAAGCCGGCCGCCAGGCCGUAGGAACGUUGUGGCGCCUGCAGAGUAUAACUAUAAGGAGGAGGCUAAGGAGUAUAUGGAUUAGUAUAUAGAGUAGGUGCAGGUGGUGAUGCAGGGGGGCCAGGCUCAAUGCAAAGGAGCCGUAAUAAGGUGAGGUUUUAACAGGUUUAGCAUGCUUGUAGGCAUAUAGGCACUUCUAGAAUAGAACUUCUAUUCUAUACUUAGACUUAGGCUUGUACAUAAGGCUAUACAAAUCGGCAUACAUUUUUUCCGAUUCGUGUAGCUAUAUAUAUAGCCGUACGUAAGGCCGUACGGCCUCGCGUAUAGCAUCACGUGUAGAUAGACGUAUAGGUGAAUGCCCGGAGGAAGCUCC